GUCAAGGAAAUGAUGUCACUCAUCACCGGCGUGGACGUGGACGAAGAAAAGCGCCAAAAGGCCGUAUCCAACAUUCUAGUUCUUUCUCGUGAACAAGCGGGUGCAGAGUUUAUUUGGAAAGAAAAUCUCGUGCCGGCGAUCGUUACAGCCGCCAACAAGUCCGUUUCUGCCCGAAAAUCCUACGGCAUCAAACGUUUCGAGAUCACCAUCACGGUCAUACGAAUCCUUUCUGAAUUGUGCAAGAACAACCUCGAAAGAACAAAAGGAAUCUUACGGCAAGUCGGUCUUCCGUGGCUGAUAGAGCACUUGUACAUCGUGGGAACGGAUAUUGGAUUAGGGAAAGAAAGCAGCUUGGGGAACGAGGCGGAGGCUGUGUUCACAGCCACUGAGUAUUGUUUUCAGGCCAUCUUGGACGCUUUAGCUGGCAAGCAUAUGACUUUCAAACGGGAUGAGAAGUCGAAAUAUUUGGAAGGGAACAAAAUUGAGAUUGAUGCCGUUUUGUCUUUACUUCUGGUUUCUUGCACGAAGCGUACCCUCUCGGCACAGGGACGUGAUGCUAUCUUGGAGUUGAUUAUGAAAAAUGUCGAUUCAACUGCUGUGGACUGGGCCAUGUCAUUUGUGGAUCGUGAGGGAGUCCAGAAGAUGCUCGAGAUUUGCUCAGAACUUCCGGAUUACAAGUUUGAGUCCAGCAUGGAAGUCACUGAUAGCACAAGCACACUCGUGGCCGUAACCUUGGGAAAGGUUUACGAAAAUAUGUACUAUGAUAAGGCCCGGGAAAAGUUCUUGUCAAAAGUUGACGAUUUUGUGAAAGAUAGGCUUUUGGAUCCUGAUAUCGAGUCCAAAGUUCGGGUAACUGUUGCCUUAACCGCCCUUCUGCGUGGGCCAUUCGACGUUGGUAAUCAAAUAAUUGGCCGCGAAGGCAUCUUGGAAAUGCUCCUCGUCAUGGCCGGCACUGAAGAUGAAAUUCAACAACGCGUUGCAUCGGAGGCAAUUAUUGCUGCAGCUUCGAAGAAGGACAAAGUGAAGCCCAUCAUUUCUCAAGGGACUAAUAUUUUGAAGAAGCUGUACAUGUCGAAGAAUGAGAAUAUCAAGGUACGUGGAUUAGUUGGAUUAUGCAAAUUGGGCGGAUCAUCUGGAUCUGAUGCGUCCAUUCGACCGUUUGCUGAUGGUUCAACCUUGAAGUUGGCUGAGGCCUGUCGCAGAUUUCUCAUCAAUCCAAGGCAUGACAAGGGUGUACGAAAGUGGGCAAUUGAAGGCCUAUCGUAUCUCACUCUCGACGCAGAAGUGAAGGAAAAGCUAAUAGAGGAUAAACAAGCUCUCGCGGCUAUGGUAGAGGUAGCCAAAAGCGGGGAUCUUUCUGUCGUGUACGGCUUCGUGACGACGCUAGUCAACCUGACCAACAGCUACGAGAAGCAAGAAGUCAUCCCGGAAAUGAUCGAAUUGGCCAAGUUUGCCAAACAACACGUGCCUGAAGAACACGAGCUGGAUGAUAAGGACUUUGUUUUGAAGCGUGCCGAGAUUUUGGCCAAGGCUGGGAUGACUUCCGGACUGGUGGCCUUGUCCAAAACAGACAGUGAUAAUUGCAAGGAACUCAUUGCUCGUGUGUUGAAUGCCAUGUGUGAGAUGGCGGAGUUGCGGGGCAUUGUGGUGCAGCAGGGAGGUGCAAAGAUCUUGAUACCGAUGGCACUUGAAGGUACCGUAAAGGGCAAACGCCAAGCGAUUCAAGCGAUCGCGAGAAUCGGCAUCACAAUCAAUCCGGAAGUGGCCUUCCCUGGACAGCGAAGUUGCGAAGUCGUUCGUCCACUCCUCAAGAAUCUCCAUGUGGAGUGUUCAGCGUUGGAAAACUUCGAGUCGCUCAUGUGCCUGACCAACUUGGCUGGCAUGAACGAAACCGUGAGGAAGCGUAUCAUCAAGGAAGGUGGUUUGAGUUGGAUAGAACAUUACUUGUAUGAAGACCACGAGAUGCUGAAAAGAGCUGCUGCUCAGGCCAUCAACAACAUGAUGCUUUCCGAAGAUGUCAUUAAAAUGCAUGAAGGGAAAAACGACAGAGUGAAGAUCCUCUUGCUGAUGGUGGAAGAAGAAGACAAGGAAACUCGUUUCGCGUGUGCCGGGGCCUUGGCAAUAGCAUCAGCAUACAGCAAGAAAGUGUGCGACAAGAUCCUCAAUUGCUCUCAACGAUCCAUCGAACUUCUUCAAUUCCUUCUCGCAAAUCCCGAACAAGAGCUUCAGCAUCGCGGCGCGUGUAUAAUUGCCAAUAUCAUGAACACCAGCAAACGUUUGGCAGAGAAGAUGAUCGAGACGCCGUUGAUGGAAGUGCUGAUGGCUGUGGAGCAGCAGCAGCACUUGUUGCCCGAGGGUGAAGCUAGUCCGAAAGUGCUCAAGUAUGUUGAGGAAUCUUUGCGAUUGGCGAAGGAGUGGAAGUUGAUCAAAUCUUCGGAUGAUGCGGAUCAAGGCAGCGAUGUGGAAUGAUUGUGUUCGAAUUAUCUACGAAGAAAAAAAGGGGGGUUAUUUUCCUUGGUGGGGUGGGGUCAGGAUCAAUUCCAGUGCCCAGUGUUACGAAUUCUUUGUACUGUACUUUACUUUACUGUACCCUGUUGGUUUGGAGAAGAGUGUGGAUGCAAGUAUUGUGUGUCAAAAGACCCGAGGUGGUAUUGUUGCCUCUACCAAAACGUCAGCCAUUUUUGUUAUGUUUUAAAAGCUGACUCUUGAAAUCUAGUCAAAAUUUUGACCGGGCAGUUUGCCUUGGGUACCCAAUUUAACAUUGUUCAUUUGUUGAAUUUGUAACGUGUGUCCUUUAUUAGCUAAUGAUACGCAUUUGAUGAUAAUGAUUGUCGAAAAAAAAGGAGGCGUGCCCAAUUGGUUUUGUGCAAGAUUCUGCUCCCCUUUUUGCGAAGGUCCGCUGUGGGAAUUGAAUGCCCCCUGCAAAUCUUCUGAAUUUUCUCAAACUUUUUCUUAUUUAGAUGGGAUUCAUCAUGAUGGACAUAUUCCAUUGUGUUUCAUCCACGAUAACUUCCUGUUCUGUUCAUGAUUGCAUGACAAUUGGAACUUUGGUGCCUUUGUAGGAUUAUCCGGUUUGUGACCAGCUGUGAGCAAAAUCUGUAUGCCAGAAUAUGUUGGUUGAUAUAAAGUGGCCUUCCUUGAA
Molecule: messenger RNA, 3142 nt
Organism: Notodromas monacha
Lineage: Eukaryota; Metazoa; Arthropoda; Ostracoda; Podocopida; Cyprididae
Source: the annotation of a GenBank genome assembly